AUGGGCACCUGGUCAUUUGUAAUAGCCGAAGGUGCUGGACAGGACAGGAGCUUCUUUCUGAAUCCCUGUCCGUCAAGGACCGGCAGGACGCUUCAGGAAACAAACUACCCCAAGAUGUUGGGUUGUGGAUAUCUCAGUGAAGAUCAAGGUAUUUUGCUCACUGUUUUACCUUGUGCUCGUGAUCACUUUACUAAACAGAAGAAAAUGAUAACUGGACUAGUCUUCUCCUUCAUCUGGCGAAUCCGACCUACGUACAUGAUUCGUGCCAUUCCAAGCAAUGCAUCAGAUAAUCUGCACUGCACGCUCCUCGCUCACAGUGCAAUCCAUGGUGCAAUGGCAGGAUACACAGGCUUCACAGUUGGUCAAGUUAAUGGAAGACAUGCUUACAUACCAUUCUAUGCGAUGACUGGUGCUUGGACUGGUACUCUUCGCAAACUUGUAAAAGAAUUAAGAGCAUUCAACAUUUUUGCUAUUCUUUUGCCAAAGGCUCUUAUUGAUUUGAGUUUUCUCUUAACUUGGGUGAUAGAGAGACAGAACAAGGUUGUGAUAACUGACAGAAUGAGGGCCUGGGUGCUGUCUUCGACCAAUCAGCCAAGUUUCUUGGACCCUAGAUGCAACAAUGAAGCCAAGAAAGAUGAACCCGCAACCACAAUCCCAGCUCUUAGAAGGGGGAAAUGGCGUUAG
Rhododendron vialii is the source of this 684-nucleotide messenger RNA. Its product is annotated as ATP-dependent 6-phosphofructokinase 7-like. Lineage: Eukaryota; Viridiplantae; Streptophyta; Magnoliopsida; Ericales; Ericaceae. Bases 1 to 684 code for a protein of 227 amino acids. The record is from RefSeq and is a predicted model, not a curated record. Gene Ontology annotation, biological process: glycolytic process. Gene Ontology annotation, cellular component: cytoplasm. The transcript has 6 exons. Gene Ontology annotation, molecular function: 6-phosphofructokinase activity.